This is a messenger RNA of Styela clava, 2130 nucleotides long. Its product is annotated as UBX domain-containing protein 11-like. Gene Ontology annotation, biological process: proteasome-mediated ubiquitin-dependent protein catabolic process. The record is from RefSeq and is a predicted model, not a curated record. Gene Ontology annotation, molecular function: ubiquitin binding. NCBI's taxonomy places the organism in Eukaryota, Metazoa, Chordata, Ascidiacea, Stolidobranchia, Styelidae.
UCAUGGUUACGAAAGACGCGUAGCGAAGGGAAAACCGCAAUUUUUGCUCACUUGUCAGUUCUUUUCGUAUUUCAAUAUUUCUGCCAUGUCUUGAAUUUCAGUCAGGUUUAUCUAAUAAAAUAUGAAAAAUGACUUCGCCUAUUAGUAGUCUGAGCAAAGGAAAGAAAUCACCGUUGACGCCUUCUAGGAGUUUUGGAAAACGUUCAGUGCCAUUCCGAAUGCCUGAAUACACCUCAAGUGAACGGGCCUUGUUAAAUGACAUCACAGGGAUAACGCAUCAUCAUGACAUCACAGGUCAAAGUUCACCACGUCAUAAAGACAUCACUGGUCUAAGGUCUUCAUAUAGUUCCAGUGAAAGUUCAAGUGAUGGUCCUGCAUCGACUCCACUGCGAAAACUACUUCAGCCACUCGAUGGCUCACCAAAAGAAAUGUUCAAUGCAUUUAAUGGAAAUAGAAAGCCAAGCCCUCUUGGUCUUGUUAAUUCACCAAUUAAAGGGAACUCAUCGACCAAUGUUCCAUCAGACAUGGACUUAAUGACAUCAAUGAUGCAGAAAAUAGCGAUACUAGAAAAGAAAAAUUUAUCGUAUACGAGAGAGAUUCUUGAAAAAGACAAAAGAAUAAAGGUUUUGGAAGAGAAAACUUCUCUGUUAGAAAGAAAUUUGAAAUCUGGAGAGAACGAAAGUCCGUCAAAAGUCGCUGAACUUGAAGCGAAAUGUUUGGAAUUAAAACAGCAGGUUUAUGAGAUGGAGACGUUUCUGGCAGACUACGGGAUGAUUUGGGUUGGUGAGAAAUCGAAUCCCAAUUCCAAUAAAUAUCUUGAUGAUGAAGAAAUAAAUCACCAAACGCCCGUGACGUUGAAUAAUAAUGCAAUUGCAUGGAAGCCUGGUUCAUCAGUAUCAGGUCAAGUUUUCACCCCAGAUUUUGAUCUUAUUGUCGAAAAUGUGAACGAUUUGAACAUUCUGGCAGGGAAAGGAGAAAAUAAGGUCGCCCAGACGAUGGGGGGAGCAAAAUUAAAGGCAAUCGAAUCCAUUCCUCUAACUUUGUAUAAAAAUGGAAUAAUGAUGUUCAGUGGACCGUUUCGUUCCUAUGCCGACCAAACAACGCAAAGAUGUCUUCAAGAUAUCAUGGACGGAUACUUUCCUUCUGAACUGCAAGCCAGAUACCCUGAUGGAGUCCCAAUACAGGUUACAGACAAGCGAUUUGUGACAUUCCAAGACCCACGAUUACUUGAAGAGUUUCCCGGCGUUGGAUUUUUAUUGGGUGGAGAAGAACAGCCUUCAAAUCUUCUGAAUUCCGGUCUGAAUAUGACAUCAUCAGCUUCAGUGAGAUCAUCGAUUCCGUCAUCAAUGUCGAAUAAUUUCGAUAGCACGAGUCCACAACCAGCUGGCGAGGUGACCAGUAAAUUACCGGGACCUCAGCUUUCAUUGGAGCAGUUCAUUGGAAAAUUGCCCCGAAAUGUGAUCCGGGAUGGAAAGAUAAUUGAUGUCAGGGACUCUAUCGCAGAUCAACUAACAGCAAGUCACACGAGUUCAAGUUCAGCAGAGGUUAUUGAAACCCAAGUUGUGCAAGAAAUGCAACAAAGGAUGAAUCUGCCUGAAAAUCAGAGGCCGCCAACAGCUCGAAAUGUGGCAACACUGAGAAUCAAAUCAGAGGACGGUGACAAGACUUUGCUCAUUAAAAUGAAGUUUCAUGAAACGAUUGGAGAUUUAAGAAAUUAUAUAAACAAACAAAGGCAUCAACGAAUGUCACCAUACAACAUCAUAUCAACGUUUCCAUCUAAAACGUAUUCAGACGAUUCAAAAACUCUUCAGGAGCGCGGACUGGUACCUAACGCCACCCUUGUGUCUACAGAACAUGAAAAGUUCCAACUCUGAGAAAAAUAAAUGAAUGUUUCAUUCGAUAAUUGCUCAAUGAAAAUCGAGUGAGACUACAGCUCAAUUAUUUUCUGCAGUUCAAACUUUAAUAGAUAGAUGUUCACUUGUUCUUAACUCCAGAAAAAUUUCUGAACUUAUCAUUUCAGAAUUUUAGGAUAGGAUUUACAUGUUUAUCUCGGGGAGAGGAAAGCCAAUUAAGACAGUUUUAAAUCAUAUGGCUAAUCAUGGUUUCUCGUCCGGUUACCAGUCAUGUCGG